AUGUCCAGCGAACAAUUGAAUAACCUGUUGACUACCAAAGUUGAAGACAAUGUUCCAUUGUCGAUUCUGCUACCGAACACUGUGGAGAUAAUGGAGAUUAAGCAAGAGAUGGAACAUCGUGAUGAGGAAAUGCCCGUAACGAUGAAACGGGAGUUAGAGUCGGAACCUGAGAAUUGCCCGCAACCAAUUGGCCAAUUGGUUAAGUUUACUGGUGAGGGGGAAGAGAGGAAACGUCAUUACGAGAAGUUCCAGUUUCAUGGCACAAAAUAUGAAUUGAAUGAUACAGUGGUGCUGACUCCAGAGGACGCAAACAAAAAGCCCUAUGUUGCGAUCAUAAAGGAUAUUUAUGUAGAAGACACAGAAGGAUCUAUGAUGCUUUCUGUCCAGUGGUUUUAUCGUCCAGAAGACGUGGACAAAAAAUACGUUAGACACUGGAAAUCCAAAGAUGCAAGAGAACUCUUGUACAGUACCCAUCGCGAUCAAGUGAUUGCUGAAUCUGUGAUGAAAAGUUGCUCUGUGUAUUUUGUGCCAAAGAAUCAGCAGAUCCCAAACCGUGGAGAGUACCCUGACUUUCUUUUUUGUGUGCAAUCAAAGUACCCUGACUUUUUUGUGAGACUUAUUUAUGAUUGUGUUAAGAAGAAGGUGUGGAUGCUCAGUGAAACCAACUUCACCAAGAAGCAGCGACAAAAUUUUGAUGCUGUUGUGGCAAAGACGAUUGAGAAGAAGAGAAAGUUGAGGAGGAAACAAGCGUUUCCAAGAAGGAAUGCUGCUGAAGGCUUCGUGUACAAGAACUCGCAGAAUGAUCACAUUGUUGAUGAAGGAACCGCUGACUAUGAGGAGUCAGUAGCAUCAACCUCCUGUGUUAACUCUGAUUCUUAUCUCGACGAUUUUUGA
This is a messenger RNA of Microthlaspi erraticum, 894 nucleotides long. NCBI's taxonomy places the organism in Eukaryota, Viridiplantae, Streptophyta, Magnoliopsida, Brassicales, Brassicaceae. The record is from the annotation of a GenBank genome assembly.